AUGGAGCAGCAAUUUAAUUUCUCAGAAGGCCUGAUGGGAAAUGGAACGACGAUUUAUCUCCUGGCCUUUUCCAUUAAGAGGAAUCCUUUCACCACUUUCAUCCUGAAUCUCUCCAUCGCUGAUUUUGGGGUCAUCAUAUCCCUCAUUACUGCAGCUAUAUGUGCGUCAGUGUUUACUCUGAGUCACCAAACAUACCUUAUCAAUGCCUUUUUCUUCUUACUUUUUGAGUUCUUUUUCUUCACUUAUUCUGCCAGCCAGUUUCUGCUGACGGCCAUCAGCCUGGACAGGUGUGUGGCUGUCCACUUCCCAUUCUGGCAUCGCUGCCAUCGUCCUCCAUAUUUAUCCAGACUUGUUUGUGGCCUCAUCUGGAUCCUCUCCUUCCUGCUUUCUAUGGUGCACUUCAUCCUCCACCAGACCAGAACCUAUGGAAGUUCACCUUUGUUUUACCAGCUGAUUGUGAAUGGUUUACUUUGUACGCCUCUCAUGGUUGUGUCCACUGUGACCCUCUGGAUUCAUAUGAGGUCUAAAAUGCAACGCAAUCAAAGGAAACUGCUCACCACCAUCUUGCUGGCUCUCCUCUUCUUCCUCCUGUUUUCUCUCCCAAUGAAUGUCUUUUAUGGCAUUAAAUAUUUUGUUUCCUAUAAUCCCCUCCUCCUGACCAUUGGGGUAGGAUGUGCCACUCUCAACAGCAGCAUCAACCCUCUUCUUUAUUUCUUAGUGGGGAGGAAGAAGAGAGGAAAGGAUCAGCACAGAGCAUCUUACAAGGUUGCUCUGCAAAGAAUCUUUAAGGAUGAGACGGGAAGCACCGAAGAGCAGGAAACCACAAAUGAAAGCCAAUUGUGA
This is a messenger RNA of Ahaetulla prasina, 843 nucleotides long. Its product is annotated as proto-oncogene Mas-like. The transcript is spliced from 2 exons. The record is from RefSeq and is a predicted model, not a curated record. Gene Ontology annotation, cellular component: membrane. Gene Ontology annotation, molecular function: G protein-coupled receptor activity. The coding region runs from base 1 to 843 and encodes 280 amino acids. Lineage: Eukaryota; Metazoa; Chordata; Lepidosauria; Squamata; Colubridae. Gene Ontology annotation, biological process: G protein-coupled receptor signaling pathway.